ACUAAUAUUUUUUUUUAUUUCUAUUCAUUAACAAUUACAAUGUUUAGCAACAAUAUAUUUGAUUACGAGUUCUUAUCAGCAUUAAAAGAUGGCAAAUUUGGGACACUUUACAGAGUAAAUUAUAUUAAAGAAAAGCAAUUGUAUUUUGCAAAAAAAUUCUCGCUAGAACAAAAACGUGACGAGUUAAAUAUUUUAGGCAAAGAACUCUUUCAUUCCCGGCAAUUUAAGCAUAUUAACAUAUACACAGCUCUCCACAGUUUUGUCAGUGGAUUUAAUGUUUAUAUAUUAUAUCCAUUCAUUCGUUAUGGAAACUGCGAAAUGCUACUGGAAAAUGUAUUCACCGCUGGAUUUCCGGAGACAUUGAUAGCCUUGAUCCUGAAAGAUAUUCUGUCGGCUCUCUUGUACAUACACACCCAUCUCUUUGUCCAUGGAUCCAUAAGGGCAUCAAAUAUAUUAUUGGACGGAAAUAGGGCAUUACUCGCCAACUUCCAAAGCUGUCGCAGUUUCAUCGAUCAUGGAAAGAGGAAACCCAUAUUACAUGGUAUUCUGCCGGGCGUAGAGGAAAACUUAAAUUGGAUUGCACCCGAAGUCUUGGAUCAGAAUUUAUGUGGCUUUACGGAGAAAUCGGAUGUCUACUCUCUUGGCAUCUGUUCCUGUGAAUUAGCAAAUGGAUUUCGACCCUAUCUAGAUGCACAACCUACCUUAAUGUAUACGGAAAAGAUUCGUGGAAAUAUUCCAUCUCUGUUGGAUAGAUCAACAUUUCUGGAUGUUCAAGGAACUGUGCCUUACAAUUAUUUCAAAGGAACAAAACCUCAAGAGAACUAUAGCAAACGAACGUUUUCCGAUGACUUUCAUCAGUAUAUAGAGAUUUGUUUAAAUCGCCAUCCUUCAAGUCGAUGGAGUGUUAAGAAAUUAAUGACACACUCAUUCUUUAAACAAUGUCGUCAUUCAUGCAUCUCGGAUCAGAUAAUGAAUAUGGGCAUCGACUUUGAUGAGCAAUUCACAGGAAAAGAUACGACGACCCAUGGAGAAGUGGACGUUUGCAUCAAUCACUCUACGGAUAUACAAUGGAAUUUUUAGUUAGCUAAAUAAAUAAACCAAAAAACUAAAGUAUUGUAAUUUGUUGUUGUAACCAAAAUAGAUUAGACCAGAAUGUUAACUUUUAAAGUUGUGAAUUUGUAAAAUAAAAUCCUAUGAACUGCGUUUCUUAGGGAUUGAAAUAAACAAUCGAUACAAACGAAAAUUUUAAAACUAA
Molecule: messenger RNA, 1255 nt
Organism: Drosophila willistoni
Lineage: Eukaryota; Metazoa; Arthropoda; Insecta; Diptera; Drosophilidae
Gene: Stlk
Product: putative serine/threonine-protein kinase STE20-like
Exons: 1
Coding region: 40-1080 (346 amino acids)
Biological process (GO): protein phosphorylation
Molecular function (GO): protein kinase activity; ATP binding; protein serine/threonine kinase activator activity
Source: RefSeq, a predicted model, not a curated record